ACAUACAAUUUCUGAUGUACUAAAAUUCUAACUAAAGACAGAAAUAGUUACAUCUAGAAUAAUCUGGUAAUAAACAUUAAUAAUACUACAUGUAUACUAGGAAUUUGUAGCUGUCAUAUUUCAGACCGACACAGGGAGCCAAUCCGAUUCUCAUCCAGCAGGAGUUAAUUGAGGAUAAGAUGCUGAGUCACUGAACGCUGCUCUAUUCCAGUGUGUUCCUCCUCCAUCUCUCGUACUUUUCCUCUCAGCUCGUUUCUGCUGCUGUUGCAGCUGUCUCACUGCAGUCCCUCAGCACCAGCUUCCCCCCACUUUGAGUGCCGCAUUGCUGUAUCAAAGUGGGGUGAGUUCAUUACGCACACAGACUUGGACUGUGCCACCACCUUUGCAGGAGCACAGAGUGUCUGUUUGCUGAGGGGAGAACAGGGUCCGCCUGUCAGCUGCAGGCUUUUGUGAUAGUUGCGCAUGAAUCUCUGGUUUGUCCCGAGCAGUGAAGUGACCCAUUGUUUUUGACAAAAAGCCUCCAGGUACUACAGAAGAAAGCUCCAUCUGUUCCCAUCCUUUCCUCCUGUCCUGUACCAUCAUGGGGAAAGAGAAGAUCCAUAUCAACAUUGUGGUCAUCGGCCAUGUUGAUUCUGGGAAAUCCACCACCACUGGGCAUCUCAUCUAUAAAUGUGGAGGAAUUGAUAAAAGAACCAUCGAGAAGUUUGAAAAAGAGGCUGCUGAGAUGGGAAAAGGUUCCUUUAAGUAUGCUUGGGUUCUGGACAAGCUGAAGGCCGAGAGGGAGAGAGGGAUUACCAUAGACAUCUCACUCUGGAAGUUUGAGACCACCAAGUACUACAUAACUAUAAUAGAUGCUCCAGGACACAGAGACUUCAUCAAGAACAUGAUCACUGGGACAUCUCAGGCGGAUUGUGCUGUUCUAAUUGUGGCAGCUGGAGUAGGUGAAUUUGAAGCGGGCAUCUCUAAAAAUGGGCAAACAAGGGAACACGCCCUGCUGGCCUACACGCUGGGCGUCAAGCAGUUGAUUGUAGCCGUCAACAAAAUGGACUCCACAGAGCCGCCCUACAGUGAGAAACGCUAUGAUGAGAUCGUUAAAGAAGUGAGCGCCUACAUCAAAAAGAUCGGUUAUAGCCCGGCCUCGGUGCCCUUCGUCCCAAUUUCAGGUUGGCAUGGCGACAACAUGCUAGAACCAUCUUAUAAUAUGCCGUGGUUUAAAAGCUGGAAGCUGGACAGGAAGGAGCAGCAUGCCAGUGGCGUGACUCUACUGGAAGCUCUCGAUACCAUCAUGCCUCCAACACGGCCCACUGACAAACCCUUACGUCUGCCCCUACAAGACGUCUACAAGAUUGGAGGUAUAGGCACUGUGCCGGUGGGCAGGGUGGAGACAGGUAUCCUGCGGCCUAGUAUGGUGGUGACCUUUGCCCCAGUCAACAUCACUACAGAGGUGAAGUCGGUGGAGAUGCAUCACGAGUCUCUGACUGAAGCUCUGCCAGGAGAUAACGUAGGCUUCAAUGUGAAGAAUGUGUCUGUAAAAGACAUAAGAAGAGGUAACGUUUGUGGGGACAGUAAGUCAGACCCACCUCAAGAAGCAUCAGGGUUUACAGCACAGGUCAUAAUUUUGAAUCACCCAGGACAGAUCUGCGCAGGUUACUCUCCUGUCAUUGACUGCCACACAGCUCACAUUGCCUGUAAAUUUGCUGAGCUUAAGGAGAAGAUUGAUCGCCGUUCAGGCAAGAAGCUGGAAGACAACCCCAAAAGCCUGAAGUCUGGAGAUGCCGCCAUCGUGGACAUGAUCCCAGGAAAACCAAUGUGUGUGGAGAGCUUCUCUCAGUACCCUCCACUUGGACGUUUUGCUGUCAGAGAUAUGAGACAGACCGUUGCAGUCGGUGUCAUCAAAAGUGUGGAAAAGAAGAUUGGCGGCAGCGGGAAAGUGACCAAAUCUGCCCAGAAAGCUCAAAAAUCUGGCAAAUGAAUCUGAAUCUCCAAGUUACCUUGUCACCUCAGGCCCUGCCCCAGCUUACAUGCCCCUCUCAUUUGGGCAUGCUCAGUCUGUUCCCCUGUGUGCUUAAAAUAUACACUCAAACCAACUGGAGCUCGAUGGACUAGAGGAAAUUAUGAAAGACUGAUAACAUUUUGACUGGCUGCACUGUAUAUUAACUUUUACUAAAAGAUCGGCACGGAUGUUGCAUGGAUGUCUGUCUUGAUAUAUGCACGGCAUCUAUUAGAUGAAUGUAGCUGGUAUUGCUGAGUAGUGUGUGUGUGUGUGUGUGUGUGUGUGUGUGUGUGUGUGUGUGUGUGUGUGUGGUGUGCAGUUGAAAGAAAUUCAAGAGGAAAACCGCUCUUUGACCAGAAUAAUAAUGUCCGUAGUGAAAUGAACUGCUGAAAUUUUGUAUAGUUUAUAGCGGAGCAUUGAUGGAAGGCUAAUUGAUCCAAAGCACCAUUUAUCUCCUUUCAGACCCUUGCAGCUGACACCUGUGACAAAUAAAUAUAAUGUUGCCCAAGUAAA
Molecule: messenger RNA, 2506 nt
Organism: Carassius carassius (crucian carp)
Lineage: Eukaryota; Metazoa; Chordata; Actinopteri; Cypriniformes; Cyprinidae
Product: elongation factor 1-alpha 2-like
Exons: 9
Coding region: 581-1972 (463 amino acids)
Biological process (GO): translational elongation; translation
Molecular function (GO): translation elongation factor activity; GTP binding; GTPase activity
Source: RefSeq, a predicted model, not a curated record